UGGCACGAACUACGCGAGACGACAUCGACGACGCAGACAAAUUUACAGCUCCCUCCUCUCUCUCUCCUCCCCUCCCCUUCUGACAUUAUCGGCGUCUUUCUCGGCUGUUCGACUGAGACGAUCCCCAAUCCAAGAUCGAGAUCGGUAUUCCCACCGGUAGCAUUCUGAUUUGACGUUCGGCGAAGAAGGAGAAGCAGUGAUGGGGGAGAGUCGCGGUGGUGGUUGCUGUCCGCCGAUGGAUCUGAUGCGGUCGGAGCCGAUGCAACUUGUUCAGCUCAUUAUUCCCGUGGAAUCUGCCCAUCUCACCGUCUCUUACCUUGGGGAUCUCGGCCUCGUCCAGUUCAAAGAUCUCAACUCAGAUAAGAGCCCAUUUCAGCGUACUUAUGCUGCUCAGAUAAAAAGAUGUGGGGAGAUGGCCCGAAAGGUACGAUUCUUCAAGGAGCAAAUGUCAAAGGCUGGAGUCUCCCCCAAAAUAAUACUGGAGAAAGGAGAUGAUCUCGACUUUGAUGAUCUAGAGGUAAAACUUGGAGACUUAGAGGCUGAACUGGUUGAAAUCAAUGCAAAUAACGACAAAUUGCAGCGUUCUUAUAAUGAACUUGUGGAGUACAAGAUGGUCCUUCAAAAGGCUGGUGAGUUUUUUUCUUAUGCCCAUCAAAGUGCUACAGCUCAUCACCAAGAGAUGGAAUCACGUCAAGCAGGUGAAGACGCCCUGGAGGUUCCAUUGUUGCAGGAAGAGAAGUCUGUUGAUUCAUCAAAGCAAGUGAAGCUUGGAUUUCUGACUGGCCUCGUGCCUCGUGAGAAGUCAAUGUUGUUUGAGAGGAUCCUCUUUCGUGCAACUAGGGGUAACAUCUUUAUCCGGCAGUCUGUUGUUGAGGAGCCUGUUGUUGAUCCCGUCUCAGGAGAAAAGACUGAGAAAAAUGUAUUUGUUGUCUUCUAUUCCGGGGAAAGAGCAAAAAGCAAGAUCCUUAAAAUAUGUGAAGCUUUUGGGGCCAACCGCUAUCCUUUCAGUGAGGACCUUGGCAAGCAAGCCCAAAUGAUGACUGAGGUUUCCGGUAAAUUGGCGGAGAUUAAUACCACAAUUGACGCUGGGCUGGGUCACCGGAACAAUCUGCUAGAGAUCAUUGCGGAUAAGUUUGAGCAAUGGAAUGUCAAGGUCCGCAAAGAAAAAGCCAUCUAUCAUACUUUGAACAUGCUUAGUCUUGAUGUGACAAAGAAGUGUCUCGUGGCCGAGGGAUGGAGUCCAGUCUUUGCAGCAAAUGAUAUUCAAGAUGCGUUGCAGCGUGGUGCAGUUGACUCCAACUCUCAAGUUGGGUCCAUUUUCCAAGUCCUGAGGACCAAAGAGUCGCCCCCAACUUAUUUUCGCACAAACAAAUUUACUUCCGCAUUCCAGGAAAUUGUUGAUGCGUAUGGGAUCGCCAAGUAUCAGGAAGCCAAUCCUGGUGUAUACACAAUUGUUACCUUCCCUUUUCUCUUUGCUGUUAUGUUUGGUGAUUGGGGACAUGGAAUAUGUUUGCUGCUUGCAACUUUGUAUUUUAUAGUGAGAGAGAAGAAACUCUCCAGCCAGAAACUCGGGGAUAUUACAGAAAUGACUUUCGGUGGCCGUUAUGUUAUUUUCAUGAUGUCACUCUUCUCAAUAUUCACCGGUUUAAUCUACAAUGAAUUCUUCUCUGUGCCAUUCCCAUUAUUUGCUCCUUCGGCAUAUGACUGCCGUGAUACCUCUUGCAGUGAGGCUACUACAAUCGGUUUGAUCAAGGUUCGAGACACUUAUCCAUUUGGUGUAGACCCCGUAUGGCAUGGUACUCGCAGUGAGUUGCCGUUCCUCAAUUCACUGAAGAUGAAAAUGUCAAUCCUUCUCGGAGUCGCUCAAAUGAACCUGGGGAUCAUAAUGAGCUACUUUAAUGCGAAAUUCUUUGGAAUUGGUGUGAACAUAUGGUUCCAGUUCAUUCCCCAGAUGAUAUUCUUGAACAGCUUGUUUGGAUAUCUCUCGGUCCUCAUCAUCAUCAAGUGGUGCACCGGUUCUCAAGCGGAUUUGUACCACGUUAUGAUAUACAUGUUCCUGAGCCCGACUGACGAGUUAGGGGAGAACCAGGUCUUCCCUUAUCAGAAAACAGUGCAGCUUGUGCUUCUCUUGCUGGCUCUUGUUUCUGUUCCGUGGAUGUUGCUGCCAAAGCCUUUCAUUUUGAAGAAACAGCAUGAAACUAGGCACCAAGGGCAUUCGUACGCGCAACUUGAGGAGACAGACGACAACAGUCUACAAGUGGAAACAAGUGAAGAAUCGCACGAGCAUGAGGAGUUUGAGUUCAGUGAAAUAUUUGUUCACCAACUCAUUCACACCAUCGAGUUUGUGCUUGGUGCUGUCUCCAACACUGCCUCUUACCUUCGUUUAUGGGCUCUCAGUCUGGCCCAUUCGGAGUUGUCAUCUGUGUUCUACGAGAAGGUCCUCCUCCUCGCUUGGGGAUUCAACAACGUGAUAAUACUGGUGGUGGGGAUAAUAGUGUUCAUAUUUGCGACGGUGGGAGUGUUGCUGGUGAUGGAGACGCUGAGCGCGUUCCUCCACGCCCUUCGUCUGCACUGGGUGGAGUUCCAGAACAAGUUCUACGAGGGCGAUGGCUACAAAUUCUCUCCUUUCUCCUUCGCCCUCGUCUCCUCCGAAGACGACUGCUGAUGGUCCCUCCUCCUCCCGUGUGCAUAAAAGGUAUGGACCGACUUCCUCCUAUUUUAAAAAAACAAAAAAUAUUUGGAUAUUAUUUUUCAAAACCAAAUAAAUUAUCGGAGAUGAGGCCAGUCAAGCCCCAUUUGUCUUUGUUUUUCUUUUUGUGUUUGGUUAAGAAAAUAAUAAAUAAGUAAAUCGCCGUCUAAACGUUUCAUUCGUUUGUCUUGCGCUUGGUAUUCUUUGGGCGAAGCGAAUCCCCCUAAUAUUUAUCAAUCCGUUUUUGUUAUU
Tarenaya hassleriana is the source of this 2941-nucleotide messenger RNA. Its product is annotated as V-type proton ATPase subunit a2. The transcript is spliced from 18 exons. The record is from RefSeq and is a predicted model, not a curated record. Gene Ontology annotation, cellular component: vacuolar proton-transporting V-type ATPase complex; vacuolar proton-transporting V-type ATPase, V0 domain. The coding region runs from base 200 to 2665 and encodes 821 amino acids. Gene Ontology annotation, molecular function: ATPase binding; proton-transporting ATPase activity, rotational mechanism. Lineage: Eukaryota; Viridiplantae; Streptophyta; Magnoliopsida; Brassicales; Cleomaceae. Gene Ontology annotation, biological process: vacuolar acidification; proton transmembrane transport.